Ictalurus punctatus (channel catfish) is the source of this 495-nucleotide messenger RNA. It is a transcript of the gene spcs1, whose product is annotated as signal peptidase complex subunit 1. The record is from RefSeq and is marked provisional. Gene Ontology annotation, cellular component: signal peptidase complex; endoplasmic reticulum membrane. Gene Ontology annotation, biological process: protein targeting to ER. Lineage: Eukaryota; Metazoa; Chordata; Actinopteri; Siluriformes; Ictaluridae.
GGAAAUUCUGCAUUCAUAGGUCAAUCUGUUUAUUAUAGACGUCUUCUUCUUCUUUUAUUUGUUUCGAAAUGUUUUCCAGGUUUAAUUCCUUUCCAACUCACAUGGACUAUAAAGGUCAGAAACUUGCCGAACAGAUUUUCCAAGGAGUCAUCCUGGUCUCAGCUGUCAUUGGGUUCAUUUACGGUCUGAUCAUUGAGCAGUUUGGAUGGACCGUGUACAUAAUGUUAGCCGGAUUUACCAUCUCCUGUUUGCUCACACUGCCUCCGUGGCCCAUGUACAGACGAAACCCUCUCACGUGGCAGCCUAUCGUACCGGAGAUGCCAGAGACCCGUGAAAAGCCUCAGGAGAACUUGAAGAAGAAAAAACACAAGUAGAACCGUGCUCUGCUAUAUCGGAUGCCGGGCGACACGCCUGUGCAGUGGACUCGAUGGACGUCGCUUCAUUGUUUUCAUGUACAAUUCCACAUGUGCUUAAUAAAGAGGAUUAUUUGUAUUA